GGAAGGCUGUAGAGGUAGGACAAGCUGAAGAUGACAGCUGAGAAAGAGCACACCACACUGAAAGUCAAGCCUCAAGUUAUGGCAGAAGAGGUUGAUGAAGCGAAAAUGCAGAUGUUAACAGGUGGUGCUUUUCUAACCACGGUGGCAACAGCUGGUAUGUUUGCGGGGUUUGGCUCCACCCUGGCAUUGGCGAAGAAGAAGAGUCCCGAAUGGUUCAGCAAGGGUAUGGUGGGUUCUGCAGUGGUACCGGAGAGCGGGGCGUCCUUGGCUCUGCGAGCCCUGGGAUGGGGCUCUCUCUAUGCCUGGUGUGGUGUGGGUCUGAUGAGCUUCGCUGUCUGGAAGGCCAUGGGCGUCCACAGUUUGGGAGAGUUCAGACAGAAGAUGCAGUCUUUCUUCCCUGCCAUCCCAAAGAACGAGGUCGCCGACACAGAGCCCGUCGACUGGGACUCCGUCUUCCAGACCAAAUCAUAAGGUCCCUACCUGCCCUGAACCUCAGCCUCCGCCGCCAACAGGCGACUUUAGAAAAACAGAUUUAAGGGACUCCACAGCCAUGCUCUCUCAUGAAUUGACCUUUUUGAGGUCAGAUUAAGUCAGACAGCAUGGUGACCCAGUUUUUUUUGUUGAAAGACACUGUGCACUUUGGAGAUCCCCACUGCAUACGACACGAGACCCCUGAUGCAGGGUGGCGAGAUCAGAAGGCUGGACUCCUGGGUCUCAUCGGGGCUGAAGCCUACUGCUGGAGUGGGGGAAGGGAAGCAGGGAGAGACUGUGUCAUCAUUCCACAGAGUUGGUCAUCAUUUCUCCCCACUAUAGGUUGAUUUCAAAAGGGACGAGAGGUCGCUUGGUCACGGAUGUCCGGAGGUGGUAGAUUUCUUUGCCUUCGGCUCUUGCUCCCGUUUCUUACUUUGGAUGUUGGCUUGUCAAAGCUGGUGAAGUGUACAUCUAAUUCUGAGAGAUGGUUUUAAAGUUGUCAGCAAAAAAGA
This is a messenger RNA of Clupea harengus (Atlantic herring), 983 nucleotides long. It is a transcript of the gene tmem242, whose product is annotated as transmembrane protein 242. Lineage: Eukaryota; Metazoa; Chordata; Actinopteri; Clupeiformes; Clupeidae. The record is from RefSeq and is a predicted model, not a curated record.